Molecule: messenger RNA, 567 nt
Organism: Fulvia fulva
Lineage: Eukaryota; Fungi; Ascomycota; Dothideomycetes; Mycosphaerellales; Mycosphaerellaceae
Exons: 1
Coding region: 1-567 (188 amino acids)
Source: RefSeq, a predicted model, not a curated record
AUGAGCACACUUUGCCAACCCAACAAUAUCGCCACUCUUCACUACCUCGUAUCACAUCCUCACAUCAACCGCAACUCCACAACACCAGCAACCACUAAAGCACCGCCCUCCACCAACAACAUCACCGGCACUAUGACCUCAGAGCAAACCGCAACCAGCACCAAAUGCCACCUGCUCGCCAUACCCCCAGAACUGCGCCUCAUGAUCUACGAGUACUACUUCUCUGCCUUAGCACAGUGGUCACCCAAAGAUGCGCAACGCUUCAUGAACACGAAGCCAAAAAGCUUUCAGCCCGCUCUUCUCAAAACAUGCACCACGAGCAGGAGUGAAGGUGUCUCGAUUUACAAGAAGCAUUUGGAAGCUCUGCGCCAGUCAGGUUGGAACGGGUCCGCCCAGAGCUACGGCACACGGGACCUGCAACGGGUGACGGACUUGGAUAGCUUCCACCGUCAGCUUGCCUACGUCGUGCUUCGCGAUCAGGCGUACGGAAUGGAGCUGGAGAAGUGUGAGCAGUUUUUAGACCCAACCUGGACGGAAUCGAUAAUUGAUUGGCUUGCGGGAGUCUAG